Molecule: messenger RNA, 3303 nt
Organism: Akanthomyces muscarius
Lineage: Eukaryota; Fungi; Ascomycota; Sordariomycetes; Hypocreales; Cordycipitaceae
Exons: 6
Coding region: 1-3303 (1100 amino acids)
Biological process (GO): nucleoside metabolic process
Molecular function (GO): protein binding; catalytic activity
Source: RefSeq, a predicted model, not a curated record
AUGCGACUGCUGGAUCCUAGAGCUUACACUGUACUAUGGAUUGCACCGCUGGAGAUUGAGGCGCGGGCUGCAAAGCUCUUCCUGGAUCAUCAUCACCCGGGUGUUUUUGAAAGCGACGACAGUGAUGACCACGUUUUCUAUGCCGGCGAUAUAUGCGGUUACAAUGUUAUUAUCGGUUCUUUCCCCACCGGACAGGUGUAUGGCAUAUCCUCGGCCACGUCCCUUGUCAAGGAGGCCAGAUCUCGGUUUCCUGAGCUCAAGUUUGGACUGCUGGUGGGCGUCGCGGCCGGAAUUCCCCAGCUCGACAAGCCACCGCUGCGCGACAUUCGGCUUGGAGAUGUCCUCGUGGCCGUACCGGAUAAACUCGACCCCGCGAUCAUUCCCUAUGAGUUAGGCAAAGACGUGGACGGCGGCCAAUUGCAGCUCUUACGCUGUGGCUAUUCGCUCAACGAGGUACCCAAGCUAUUUCGAGGAGGCAUCGGUAACAUUAAGGAUGAGGACGCAGAGAUAACCGUGCGUUUUUACCGAGAAGCUAUGGAGCAGCAGCUACCCGACCACACGUUCGAUGAUCCUGGACAAGACAAGGACCCGCGAUUUCGUUCCGAGAACAGCAAUGGCCAGGACCUCAGGUUAGGACAGUCUAGCUCUGCUGCUGCUAGGACUCAAGUGUGGCAGACACGACCAAAUGACCCCAGUAUAAGUGACACAGUCAGAGGCACCAAACGACGAUUUAGUCAGCUUAGUAUUGCGAAUGGAGCCCAGCUUUCGGGAAACGUUGACGGAGAGCUCUCGACAGACGAUGUUCCUCAUGAAUCGCGGACUUUGGAGAGGAGACGAGCGCUUCUUGACUCGCUCGAGUUUGACCAACUCUAUACUCAUCAAGAGGAAAUUCGCGAAGCACUUAACAAGACUUGCGCUGGAAAGUCGACACUAAUGAAGUUCCUUCUCACAAAUGCUAAAAAGAGGAUGGCGUCGGCUACGCUGAUUUCUUUCUUCUUCAAAGCCCGCGGUGUCGACCUACAAAGAACAACCAUCGGCAUGUAUCGUUCACUCCUAUGGCAGCUUCUACAGCAGCUCCCUCAAUUACAGACAGUCCUAGACCCGUUUCUAGUGAAAGGGCAGAGUGGCAUCAGCUCGGAGUGGAAGAUUUCUUUACUCCAAUCAAUCUUCAGGAAGGCUAUACUUUGUCUUGGGACAUCACAUUUGGUGUGUUUUAUCGACGCUCUAGACGAAUGCGAGGAGGUCCAGAUCCGGGACAUGCUUUCAUUUUUCGAAGACAUUGGAGAUUUUGCUGCAGAACAAAAUAUUCAAUUCCGUGUCUGCCUUUCCAGCAGAUACUACCCUCACAUUACAAUCUCAAAGGGACUCGGUAUAGAUCUGCGAGAGCAGAACGGACACACCCAAGACAUUGAGCGCUACGUGAAGAGCAAGUUGAAGAUUGGAAGCGGUAGAACAGCGAAUACCGUGUAUUCCGAUGUCGUAAAAAAGGCGAAAGGAGUCUUUAUGUGGGUUUUCUUGGUGGUGCCGAUUCUUCAGCAGGUUUAUGACCGUGGCUGCAUGUCCGAGCUUAGGGAACAGCUUGCCAAGAUCCCCAGAGACCUUCAUGAGCUGUUUCGCAAUAUUCUGACACGAGACCGCGAGAAUCAGGAUAGGCAGCUCCUGUGUAUUCAAUGGGUGCUAUUUGCGAAGCAGCCGCUACGCCCGACGCAACUCCAUCUUGCAAUCCUUUUUGGCACUUUGCCUGAUUGUUCAAAGUUGCCUUUGGGCGACAUCAAUCCUGAAAAUAGCCGCCGGUUUAUUUUGAGUUGUUCAAAGGGGCUUACCGAGUUGACUAGAAGCAGCAAGAACCAGACAGUGCAAUUCAUCCAUGAGUCGGUACGGGACUUUCUCCUCAAGGAUAAAGGACUCGAAGAAUUAUGGAUUGGCGCAACAGAGCGAUUCCAAGGAGAAUGUCACGAGAAACUGAAGCAGUUUUGUUUGGAUUACAUGAACUCUGCCACCCAAUUUUGUGUUGAUAAGCCCCUGCUUGGGAAUGCGAAGCAGAAGCUAAAGGUUGCUCAAGAUGCGGCAAAUAGGGAUUUCCCGUGUCUCGAGUAUGCUGUAACAUCUCUCUUGCACCACGCCGAUUGUGCGCAAGAUGGUGGCGUCUGUCAAGUCAACUUCAUGGAGAGCUUUCCGCUACAGCGCUGGAUCGAGCUCAGCAAUGCAUUUGAGAGAUACGGUAGCCGAAAAUACGACUUUAUGCCGAGUCUCCUGUAUGUCUUAGCAGAGCAAAACGCCGGAAACCUCAUCAACGUCCAUCCGGACAGAGCAUUAGGCCUAAGAGCCGAGCGUCGGCGUUGGAAACCUGCGUCGUGGACUUGGCAGUAUCGGUACUCCGGGCGUCAUGGGCGUUACGGGGUGCCAUUACUAGCGGCGCUGGCUACCGGCAGCUGCGAUUCGGCAGCGGCCUUGAUGAAAGUCUUGGCCCAGAACGCGGACGCAGCAGUCCUCAUUCAAGAAAUAUGUCAAGCAUACGGCAAAAAUGCGAGUCAGACGCCCGCCAUCCGGCGCGGAUUCGAUUACCACCGUAAAUGGCAUCAGUCAUUAAUGGAACAUCUUAUUAAUGCUGGCGAUACAAUGGUGCUUGAUUUUCUGCUUACCUGUGGGCAGAACGAUGCAUUGGUGCUUGCCUUUCUACUCACUCCCGCAGACGGUGCCACACCUAGCGGACUCUCGGAAUGUCGGCCGCUCCAUUCUGCUGCGUGGGGAGACCACGCAGCCGCCUUACGACCAGUCCUCAAACGCGGUGCGCAUCUCAAUCAAGUUGACCUCGAGGGCCGGACAGCUUUGUCUGUGGCUGUCAAGCUUAGCCGUGAGGAAGUGGUGAUUUACCUUCUCGAAGCAGGAGCCAAUGUUGAGAUUGCCGACAAUUUGGGGCGGACGCCACUUCAUGUUGCUGCGAAGGAAGGGAACAUAGCUAUGGUGCGGCUGCUUCUACAUGCAGGCGCUGACGUUAAUACAGCUUGUAAAGAUGGCGACACUCCAUUGCUGUGCGCGGUUGUCCGCAGCCUCGCAAUAGUGAGAGCGCUUCUCGACAAAAAUGCCAAUGUCGAUAUUGCUGAUCGAAAGGGCCGAACGCCAUUAUCGCUUGCCAUCACUCAGGGUGGAACUCUGGAUGAUGUUAUAAUGCCGAUUAGUGUCGCGGAGGUAGAGCGCAGAGAGAUUGUUUGGGAGCUUGUCGCUCGUGGCGCUGACAUUCACGCCCGCGAUGCGCAGGCGAUCUUACUCGAUUCUGCGUUAGGCGUUAUUAUAAUAGCUUAA